GGGUCCCCCUCUCGGGGCCCAGGCAAACCCCCGGCUUCUUGAGUGAGCUGGCUCCCUGUGACCCUGAGUCACACCCUUGGUUCUCUGUGCUGGGCCCUCCUAGCAGGGUGUGGGUGAGUGAUCUUGGCCCCUUAAGACUCCAGGGCAUCAGGGCCUCUUCCUGGGAAGUGAGGGUAGCCACUCCCACUAUGGCUGUCCCCAGCCCUCAGAGAUGUCACCUGCAGGGCCACCCCCUCCAUCUGGUGGCUUCUUGCCUGCACCCCCCCACCGGUCCCGGGUGAGUGGGGGUGGGAAGGGGCGGGUGCCGCCGCCUGGAAAGCCGAUGAUUUCCUGCCCUCACCCGGCCUCACCACAGCUUCCUGCCACAGGCAGGCGGGCGCAGGGGAGGCAGGAGGUGCACAGGGCUGGGGUGCAGGGUCCUCACAGGGGAGACGGCAGACGGGCCCAGACUACGGGCCCUGCCCCACUGCCCGGGGAGUCGGGGUCUUCCGGAACCGGCACUGACCCCCUGUAGGCUCAGUGAGGGGCCCGGAGUCCCCGACGAGGGCAGCUGCCCCCUGCCAGGCCCCACUCCCCGGCAGAUGGAGGCCUCCACCUUGACGCCCUCUGAGCUGGGCCUCCUGCUGCUGCCUGUGCUCGCUGUGCUGCUGCUGGCCCUGUGCGCCCGCUGCCGGGACCUGCCCAGUGACUGUGUCUCUCCUGCCAGUUACACCCACAGCAGCGGCUUGGUGAUCAAAUCGCCUUCCACGAUGGCUCCCUGGAUACCUGACUCUUCUUACCCCCCUAUGGUGUGCUGCCCACCCUUGAGCCAGCCGGACCUGCUCCCCAUUUCGAGGUCCCCCAGGCUCUCAGGGGGCUCCCACCGCAUGCAGCCGCCCCGGCAGGACUCUGCAAGUGCCAACAGCGUGGCGAGCUACGAGAACCAGGGUACGUACGGAGGAUCAGAGGGCCCAGAGUUUGGGGGUGGCGGGGUGCUGCCACGUGCUGACCCCUAUUCCGUGUCCCCAGAGGCAGCCUGUGAGGAUGAGGACGAGGAGGACGAUGAGGACCACAAUGAGGGCUACCUGGAGGUGCUUCCUGACAGUGUCCCAGCCACUGGCACCUCGGCCCCCCCAGUACCCAGGCCCAACAACCCCAGCUUCCGGGACAGCGCCUUCUCCAUGGAGUCGGGGGAAGACUAUGUGAACGUGCCAGAGAGCGAGGAAAGUGCUGACGCAUCUCUGGACGGGAGCCGGGAGUAUGUGAACGUGUCCCAGGAGCUGCCACCACCGCCCGAGACUGAGCCUGCCACCCCCAGUUCCCAGGAAGUGGAGGAGGAAGAGGGAGCCCCGGAUUAUGAGAAUGUGCAAGAACUUCACUGAGAGCCUGUGUUCCAGGACAAGCCUAGCCUGGGAGGCCUGAACUGGGUGGCUGUCAGUGGCUCUGGAGGGUCCCGCUUGGCCCUCUCCAGGUUACAGCCUGACAACAACCUGAGAAUUUCCCCCCUAACUUAUUGUCACUUUGGGGUCCCAUCUGUAUGCCCCCAAUACUCUGUACCUUCCGACGCAGCCUGAGAAUGAACUGUGAGCCCCAGCCCCACUCUGUGACAGAAUGAAGGCUGGUGUGCUCUGGGAGUACACUUGGCUUUGGGGGGCCCUGUGGAGUGGGGUCCUGGGAGGAGGGUGAGCUGUGCCAGAGAUUCCGUCUGUAUGUCUCCACUCCCCUCCCCAAAACACAGGGAUCCUGAACCCUCAAGGGUGCUGACCAGCUGAAGCAAGUCAAACCCAUUCUGGCAUUUCCAGCCCCUCAACCACUCCCAGGAAAAUGGACCACGAGGGAGGGGACACUUAGAGCAAGGUCCUUCCCUAUUGGUCUCGAGUCCCUCCCUUUUUAAAACAAGAUGGCAGGACAGGAAGACUUGGUAGGGUGUGUGCCUUGCGGUGUGUGUUGCCCAGUGCUGGCACCACAUGGGAAUGCCACAGCAUGGGGGAGAGCUCCAGUGCUGUCUCCCCUCUCCCCCAAUAAAAGUGGGAAAAAUUAAAGGUGGUCUCAAAAGCAGUGAAAUCAUGCAUGUAUGAGGCCCAAUGCUAACAGAAAGAAAUAAAACAGUUGAGCCAUUGGGGAAGACCGGAGGGCCUCAAAAUGCUCUUUGUGGUUUUCAAGCAAAGGAACUUCAAGGUGUUGAGGACCAGCACGGUUACUCACUUGGAGAGUGCGCUGUUUUGCAUGUGCGUGACCCAGGUCACGGUCUGGCUCCCACCACACUGCAGGUGCUAUGAUGUCUCUCUCACUCUCUCUCUUGUCUGCGAAAGCCAACCCAGAGUGAAGCCCAGGUGGUGACAAAGAAAAAACUAAAUAGCUCAGCACAGAGCUCUUCCGACUUGCCAGAGGGCCUGGGACUCUGCAUUUCUCUGGCACUCCAGGGUGCCUCUGACACUACUACUCCAGGAAGUGCUUGGAGAUUGGUCCCUGGGGUUUGGGCAGGAAGGAAGAGCUCUUUCUUUCUUAUUAACUAAUGAGAGGAGCAGAGCCUCACUCUGGCACAUACGAUGCUGGGGCUCCGACUUGAGCUCAUGCCAGGGAGUCCAGAGUCUUACCCAUCCGCUUCUGCAGGGCUAGUUGGGUCUAGGUCAGCCUGCCCGGGAGGGAGCUGGGGUAUUCAUAACGAAAUCUCCUAGGCCACCAAGCUCUUUUUUGUGAUUGUUGAUGAUCCCUUGGAUUCAACUGUUCCAGCCAAGUUUUUCUGGAUAGAGCCUGAGUUAAAGAGUGAAAGAGCCCCAGCACCAAAGCUUCCUUCCUUCAAUGCAGUGGGAGCUAGGCUUAAACCUGGGUCGUGCGCGAGGCAAAGCACCGCACUUGCCAGGUGAGCUAACUUGCCAGCCCAGGAGACGUUCUUUUUCAAAGCCCAUACUCCCCUGUUCUGUGGCUGCCUCACUGAGCUGGAAGAACCUGGCCCUGGAACUCCACUUGGUAUGUCUGCCUAAGAGUGACAUCAACAUGGAGGCUAGAUGGCCCAGGUUGUACAGACAAGCUUCCUGGUAGCAUCAGAAACCCCACAUGCAGUUACCCCCAGCAGGAGUUUCCCUCAGGCCAAUAAAAAUCCCACUUUUCUCCA
Molecule: messenger RNA, 3094 nt
Organism: Erinaceus europaeus (western European hedgehog)
Lineage: Eukaryota; Metazoa; Chordata; Mammalia; Eulipotyphla; Erinaceidae
Gene: LAT
Product: linker for activation of T cells
Biological process (GO): signal transduction
Cellular component (GO): membrane
Source: RefSeq, a predicted model, not a curated record